CAUGUGGGCACAAGGAGAGAAGCAGUGAGCUGAGUUAUGGUGAACGUAAUGGAUUUACUUCAUAGCUCAUGAUAAUGAAUACAAGCUUAUUUCUGUAGUCACUGAGCCUGGGCUAUCCAGCAGCAUGUUAUCCCUCCAGCUGUGCAGUAGGUCCUGGUGUAGGGCAAUAGGUGCCAACAGAGUGCCAGUAUGUCUGACCACUGCUGGUUUCAUGCCCUACAUAAGCCGGGUACCAGUUUACAACCCUGUUCAGACCAUAAGUGCAACGUGUAGCGUAAACGCCGCUCGUGUAGACAGAGACGGUUCCUCUGUUAAAUAUCCGAGGCAGUCUGAAAGGAAGGAAUACCUGAGAGGCUCAUCUGUGUUCUCUGCUGGUGCCGCCAAAACAAGGUCUGACAAGAACAGAGAUUUGACCGCCGGAGGCAAGGGCCUAUCUGCCCGUGUAAAUGAUGGUAAAGUAGCUUUGCCCCCUGGGCCGUUGACUGCCGAUGGCUGGAAGAACCUUAAACUGGACCAUAAAGAAGACAGUAAUUUUGAAGAUCAUGCAAUGGCUCAGAUGAUUAAAACCAAUGCUGAUAUAGACAUUGCCAAGUCCUUGUUGUCUUACGUGGCGGGAAAGGACGGCGACGUUACGUACAAGUUACUCCUAAAAUAUCUGGUGCUAUGUGUGCAACAGAAGCAGAUCAAGGAAAUCUAUGACAUGUGUGACAUCAUGAAAAUGAAAUUCCAGACUUUGGAAACCGGGGUUCACAGUCUCCUUAUUAAAGGCCUGUGCAACACUGACCGCUGGAGGGAAGCGAUAGAUUCUUUAGAAACCUUAAAAAAGGCCGGCACCCCAUCCGCCAGGAAUUAUGGAGAGUGUAUCAAAGGAGCGAUCGACCAUCGGGAUGACGAGCUGGCCUGGACCCUUUAUGAUGAAAUGCUACAGAGAGACUUGGUGCCCCCUGAAGAGUCCAUUCAGAGCCUGUUUAACGCGGAUCAGGACCUACAGGAUCAGGAUUUCAGGGACAGGCUUAUUGGUGUCCUCAGAUAUUUCAGGGAAAGUCAAAUCUACCCUGGGCAACCUCUGAUGAAAACCAUCAAGUCCUGGUUUGAAAGAAUUCCCAAUGAAACUUGGAAAGGGCAGCUUACCAAAGUCACUGACAGUGGUCACUGUCAGGCUUGUAAAGAACCACUGGAGUCCAUUCACCUGACGCCAGAGGAAUACAGCACCCUGAAGAAAGUGGUCAUUGACAGUGUCAUCAAGGGGGAGGAUACUUUUCGUAAGACCACCCCAGAGGAACUGCAGACAUUUCUUAAAUUUGUGGAUUCUCAGCCGCCCUAUGAUAUUGUGGUAGAUGGACUGAAUGUUGCCUAUCUCUCCAGAACAAAUCCACUUUCAACUCCUCUCCUGACUGUAGUCUCCUGUCUGGCAGCAAGGGGCAAAAGGAUCCUGGUGCUCGGUAGGAAGCACAUGUUAGUCAACUCCAAAAAAUGGCUAAAAGAGGACAUUCGGCGCUUGGAGGAAUGUGCAGACUGUUUUUUCCUUGACAACAUAUCACUAGAUGACCCUUUCCUACUGUAUGCCUGUCUAAGCUCUGGUAGUCACUGCUGCUUCAUUACCAGUGAUCUUCUAAGGGACCACAAAGCUUGUCUGCCCAAUACAGAAACACAGCGUCUCUUCUUCAAGUGGCAGCGGGGUCACCAGCUGGUGCUUCCCUUCUACUCCUCAGGGAAUGUUCAUUUACGGCCAAUCCUGACUUAUGACACCAUCCUGCAGAAUACAGAUGUUUCUUGGCACAUUCCGUAUGAUGAAGCCGGGGUGAAGAGAGCUUCCUACGAGGUUCCCAAGACAUGGCUGUGUCUGAGAAAGUUAGCCUGACGACAAAAUGAUCCCCACAGCACAUCUACAAGUGACAUCAUCACUCUCUGUCCCUAAUGGGGCUCACAAUCUGAGUUCCCUAUCAGUAUGUCUUUGGAUUGUGGGAGGAAACUGGAGAACCCGGAGGAGAUCCACGCAAACACUGGGAGAACUUGCAAACUCCAUGCAGAUGUUGUCUGCGGUUAAACCUAGGACCCCAGCACUGCGGCGGUUAGCACUAAAAAUCAUAAAAUAUGUUGAAAUUAUUUGUACAAUUCAUCUGCAAAUGUUUGUUAUGCUGUUUAAUAUUGAUUUUCAGUUGUUGUUUUUUUUUACUCCUGGCCUUUUCGGAGCAAUAACUCUUUUUUUUCCCCAUUCUUAUAGCCAUAUGAGGGCUUGUUUAUUGCAGGAAAAGUUGCACUUUUAAAAAGGCACCAUUAAGGCUAGUUUCACACUUGCGGCAGGACGGAUCCGGCAGGCUGGUCUCCCUUUCGGAUCCGUCCUUCCGCUGUUUCGCCGUAUCGCCGGACCGCUGCUCCGUCCCCAUUGACUAUAAUGGGGACGGGGGCGGACCUCUAGCGCAGCACGGCGGUUCACGGCGUCAUGCAGGACUUUUUAUUCCGGCGGCUUUCGCCGUGCUGCGCCGGAGCUCCGCCCCCGUCCCCAUUAUAGUCAAUAGGGACGGAGCGGCGAAACAGCGGAAGGACGGAUCCGACAGGGAGACCAGCCUGCCGGAUCUGUCCUGCCGCAAGUGUCAAACUAGCCUAACGGUUACAUACAAUGAAGUGUUGAAACUUGAAAAACUUCUAAAAGGGGUGGAACUGGGAAAAACGCAUUACCGCCACAGUUUUAUGGAUUUUGUUUUUACAGUGUUCCCUAUGCGAUAAAACUGACAUAUGUCUGUCAUUCUCUGGGUCAGUACGAUUACAGCAAUACCAUAUGUGUAGUUUUUCUUUUGUUUUAGUACAUAAAAAUAAAAACUUUUGAAAAUA
Molecule: messenger RNA, 2832 nt
Organism: Bufo gargarizans (Asiatic toad)
Lineage: Eukaryota; Metazoa; Chordata; Amphibia; Anura; Bufonidae
Gene: PRORP
Product: protein only RNase P catalytic subunit
Exons: 9
Coding region: 125-1861 (578 amino acids)
Biological process (GO): tRNA 5'-leader removal; mitochondrial tRNA 5'-end processing
Cellular component (GO): mitochondrial ribonuclease P complex; mitochondrion
Molecular function (GO): protein binding; ribonuclease P activity
Source: RefSeq, a predicted model, not a curated record